Trichophyton benhamiae CBS 112371 is the source of this 2415-nucleotide messenger RNA. RefSeq lists its product as uncharacterized. The coding region runs from base 1 to 2415 and encodes 804 amino acids. Gene Ontology annotation, molecular function: GTPase activator activity. The record is from RefSeq and is a predicted model, not a curated record. The transcript has 5 exons. Gene Ontology annotation, biological process: activation of GTPase activity. Lineage: Eukaryota; Fungi; Ascomycota; Eurotiomycetes; Onygenales; Arthrodermataceae.
AUGGCUGCGAAUACCACCCCACCGGCGUCGCCGCCGUCUCCAUCUGCUUCAUUCUACGAUGUGAGCGACGACGAAGAAGGGGAUUAUAAUACUGUUACUCAUACCAGCACUGGCAAAGGCGUGAGGCUGCUCUAUUCCAAGAGUAAGGUCUACGUUCAUCCAACGGCAUCUUCAAAGGAUAAUAUACCCGGUUUUAUUGCCCUGGUUCAGCAAAAGCCUGCUCCAUCUGCUCCGCGUGAGAGUACUUCGUCCUCUUCUCCCUCCUUGGAUAAAACCGUUGAUCCGUCAUCGCUUUUACUCUCUUGGGUACCUGAGGCAUCUCUCGGGGAUGAGCGGGAUGUCUACGUUAAAGUAGACCUAUCAGACGAUAACUCUCCCCCACGGACAUCCUACUUGGUCCCUCCACUACCUACAACUCUUAGUAGUGCUGGUCCUAUUGGAUCUUAUGCAUUUGCUAUCCCAUUGUCACGUAUAUACUCACUUUUGGUCCGACCACCCAGUCUAGGGUGGUGGUUUGGUAGCGUGGUUAUCAACACAAAGGCAGGAGAUAGUUUUCCUGCACUAUUCUUCCAUGAUAGUGAAUGCGAAUCUACCAUACUGCAAAAGAAGAAACGGACAAAGGAAAAUUUCGACCCCUUCGCCGAUGAUGGAAGCAUGUUCUGGGGUGGCGACGAAGUACUCCGAUGGUUACGGAGAUACGUGGACGUUCACCGCUCAGGGGAGGAUCCGAGUGCCUACCUUAUUAACCCAACUGAGGAAGACAAAACAGCUUUUGGACAAGCUAAGGGCAAGUUGGAAAAUUCUAGCGGCCAACCCGGUUCCAGCAAACCUCCUAAAGAUGCAACAAUGGACCCAUUCACAAAAGCUCUUAAGGAAACAAGGUGGAUGGUCCUUGAGCAAUUUAGCAAAAUCACAACUUUCACUCGCAGAACUGCUCAAGAUAUUGCGGAUAACCCCCGACUACCUCCCCAAGUAAGGCGACUCAUGAGAAACCCAGAAGUUCAAACAUUACAAGACGAGUUUGACAGUGCCAGACUAUAUCUUGCUCGUUGGGCGAUGGGUAUUGCAGAACAGAGCGAACGUGAGCGCAACCAACGAAUAUGGACAGCAAAUGAUGUUCUGGCCAUGGAGAAUAGCUCCGUUGGAGAGUUCGAAAUUCUGGAUAUGGAAGCUGCCCAGAUGAGUAUCAGCGAUAAGCGAAAAAUAGUUACUUUGGAAGAGUGGAAUGGAUGGUUCCACAAAACCACUGGAAAACUCCAAAUCACCGUUGAGGAAGCCAAGGAGCGUAUCUUCCAUGGCGGCCUUGAACCAAACGAUGGCGUUCGAAAAGAGGCAUGGCUAUUCCUUCUAGGGUUUUAUGACUGGGAUAGUAGUGAAGAUGAACGAAAAGCCGUCAUGAAUUCACGACGAGAUGAAUAUAUCCGCUUGAAAGGUGCUUGGUGGGAGCGUAUGAUUGAUGGGGCUUCCACACCUAAAGAGCAGGAAUGGUUUAGGGAGCAAAAGAAUAGAAUAGAUCGUCAUAUUCCCCUUUUUGCCGGGGAGGACACACCUCAUCCAGAUCCAGAUUCACCGUUUGCUGAAACUGGGACAAACGUCCACCUUGAACAGAUGAAAGAUAUGUUGCUCACCUACAAUGAGUACAACACAGAACUUGGGUAUGUACAAGGUAUGAGUGAUCUUCUUAGCCCGAUCUAUGCCGUGAUGCAAGACGAUGCGAUUGCAUUUUGGGGUUUCGUUGGGUUCAUGAACCGAAUGUUAUUGACCCUUGACCAACUCCUUCAACUCAUGGACCCAAAGCUUUACCUGCAUCUUCAGAAAGCUGAGAGCACCAACUUCUUCUUUUUCUUCCGCAUGCUCCUAGUUUGGUUUAAAAGAGAAUUCGAAUGGGUUGAUUGUCUCAGGCUCUGGGAAGCACUAUGGACAGACCAUCUGUCUAGUAAUUUCCAUAUUUUCGUCGCUUUGGCUAUACUAGAGAAGCACCGUGACGUUAUUAUGGCGCACCUUCAUCACUUCGAUGAGGUCUUAAAAUACGUUAAUGAAUUAUCAAAUACAAUUGACCUGAUACCAACAUUGAGUAGAGCGGAGGCCUUAUUUCAUCGGUUUGAGAAGAAAGUUGAAGCUAUCGACAAGAAGUACAACUUUCCACAGGCACCUGUUCGUCAGCGGACAACACGUCCAACAUCUCAGGCCAAUACCACUGCAUCACCCGCUAGAGAUAGUUCUGCCACAGCUACUGGAGCUAGCCCAUCAGGCGGCACAGGAGCAAAACCUUCCAACAGGCCCAAUACGAAGCCUGACUCUGAGGCUACUUCUGUCCAAAUAAUUACCCCUGACCUUCGCAAGCUGCUUAGCCGGGAGGUAGAAGUCAUGGAUGCUAAAGAGGUCCGGCAACAUGCUCUUCUUGGGGCGAAAUGA